This is a messenger RNA of Coffea eugenioides, 1448 nucleotides long. RefSeq lists its product as uncharacterized. Bases 189 to 1031 code for a protein of 280 amino acids. The transcript has 5 exons. The record is from RefSeq and is a predicted model, not a curated record. NCBI's taxonomy places the organism in Eukaryota, Viridiplantae, Streptophyta, Magnoliopsida, Gentianales, Rubiaceae.
AUUACACUAACUAUUAAACUCCCAUUCAGAUUUUCUUUGCCACCACCAUUCUCUCUUCUCCUCUUCUCCCUGCCCUCUUCCUCACUUUUUCCUCAUUCCAUUUCCAUCUCCCCUUCUCUCUCUGUCCCCAAAAACGGACGGUAAUAGUCCAGAAAAAAGAAAAAGGCCAGACCGAAUAAGAAACGAAGAUGAGCGACGAAGAGUGGGUCAAAGUGGCGACGGUGGAUGACACGGCGGUUGCUGAGCUGCUGGUUAUGCUAAAGCAAGUCAAGCAACCGCAGCCCUCCCCGCCGCCCCUGCCAGCAAAGCCGGCUUUAUCGCUCGAGUGGAGCGUCCGGCAGAGGCGCUCAAAAGCUGUGGUAGUUCAGGCGAAGAAGCAGGCUCCCAGGGCUAGUCCUACCACGCCUCUCUCAUGGAGCGGCGCCACCUCUCUCAGUGGUGGCUGUGUGGGCGGUGGAUGCGGAAGUGGCGGCUGCUCCGUCGAUGGCGGUCCCGAGGAGGAGUCCAGCCGUCCUUAUCCGUUAGUUCGCCCCUCUAAACGCUCCGGCAUCUCAAGAUCUAAGGUUAUCGGAACGAGUGAAAAUGCCACCAACAAGAGGUCAAGAAAGAAGAAGACUUUAGCAGAGCUCAAAGAGGAGGAAGACAUGUUGCAAAAGGAAAGAAGGCAGUUGAAGAGGGAAUUGGCAACUAUGCGUCUCAAUUUGGAGAAGGAGAGAGCUAGAAAUGAAAACUUCAAGAGAAUAAAGCUUGAGUUGCAAGCACCUCCAGUAGUUGAAAGUGGUCCGACAGUCAAAUCUGAUGAGGCAAUUUUGGAUCAACAUGUUCAGAAGAUGGCUUGUGUGGACCCUGUUCCGGCACUCUUACCUGCAAUAAUUGCAAGAAAUGAAGAGGAAGGACCAGUUCAACCAUCUGCUGAAGUAUCUUGUUGUGAAGGGAACAAGGAACUCACAGCUAGUAAAUUUGUGCUUCCUGAUCUAAACAUUCCUUUUGAGGAUAAUUCCAGCUCCGACGCCUUGUGUGGGGUAUGCUAGAAGGAACGGGAGUACACGAAUAACUUUUCUUGGAGGAAGCGGGAUAAAUAUGAAGAGCAACAUCUAGGCUAAUAAGUGCUAACUUUGUUGUAGGCUGAUGUAUUUUAACCGUAAUUACGGACCAAAUUUACCUCGACCACUUUCCGAACAGAAGGGAAGUGUUCUGCAAUUUGAAGGUACUGGGGGUUAGUUAGGAUCUUAGUAUUCGUUGAGGUGUAGGGUAGAGAUCCUAACUGUUUAGCUGCGGCAGCUGUAUUCUUUCCUCGCAGGUUUCAAAAUGUUCAAUUCUUUGGGGUCAGCCCUCAUUCCUUCUAUUUCCUUCUUGAAAGGAAAUAUACAUACAUAAGAUGUAACUAUUUCUCAUAGAAAAAAUAUAAGUUAGGUAUCCUUCUAUCUAAAGAAAAAAUUUAACGUCAA